Messenger RNA from Penicillium subrubescens, 354 nucleotides. RefSeq lists its product as uncharacterized. The transcript has 2 exons. The coding region runs from base 1 to 354 and encodes 117 amino acids. Lineage: Eukaryota; Fungi; Ascomycota; Eurotiomycetes; Eurotiales; Aspergillaceae. The record is from RefSeq and is a predicted model, not a curated record.
AUGAAGUUCCCCGCUUUCCUCAGUGCCGUCGCCCUUUUCGGCCACGCCAGUGCCUUCUACGGCCAGAUGUCUGCCUCGGACUAUUUCAUCAAUGAGGGUGGUGUUUACCAAAAUGUCUACCUUAAGGAUGACAAGACCGGAUCUACCUACUCGGGCUACCUCCGUGGUGGCUUCAAUGGAUGCACUAGCAGCCCAUGCAAUUUACAGUUCUCCGAGACUAGUGCUGGAGGCUACGCCUUCUAUGCUUCGAUGUGGCGCACCAGCGACGGAUGCCACAACAUUGAUUUCCAGGGUGCUUUGGAUUCUCACCAUGGUUACUGCUGUGGCUCGCUGCCUUGUGAUUUCAGUGCUUAG